AUGCCACCCGGUGGUGAGCAUCUCGUCCGGGAAAACACAGUAACCAAGCUAAUAGAAGAGGUCAGUAGCAAACCUGUGCAAUUAAAGGAUGUAAUGCAAAGCUUAAAUACCCUUUUUGUUUCUUUCAGCGCAAGCAGGUUUAGCGAAGAAGCUCGCACCAAAGCCCAGAGGAAAUACAGCCCCGUUAACAGCCUGAAGGACAGAUGGCAAGAAUGGGCCGACCAGCACAUCAUAACGCAGAAGCUGAAUCCCUUCAGCGAGGAAUUUGACCAUGAGCUGGCCAUGUCCACCCGUCUGCACAAAGGAGAUGAAGGCUAUGGCCAUCCAAAGGAAGGAACCAAGACUGCCGAAAGAGCCAAGAGAGCCGAGGCCCACAUCCACCGGGAGGUCAGGGACAUGUGCUUCAUCAUCGAAUCCAUGGCCAAACCACGGCCCAAUGGCAAGAUCCAAGUCACCUUCGGGGAACUCUUCGACAGAUAUGUUCGUAUUUCAGACAAGGUUGUCGGGAUUCUCAUGAGAGCCAGGAAACACGGGCUGGUGGACUUUGAGGGAGAAAUGCUAUGGCAAGGAAGGGAUGAUAAUGUCUUAAUUACUUUAUUAAAAUAA
Mesitornis unicolor (brown roatelo) is the source of this 606-nucleotide messenger RNA. Its product is annotated as actin-binding Rho-activating protein-like. The coding region runs from base 1 to 606 and encodes 201 amino acids. Gene Ontology annotation, cellular component: sarcomere. The record is from RefSeq and is a predicted model, not a curated record. Gene Ontology annotation, molecular function: actin binding. The transcript has a single exon. NCBI's taxonomy places the organism in Eukaryota, Metazoa, Chordata, Aves, Mesitornithiformes, Mesitornithidae. Gene Ontology annotation, biological process: positive regulation of transcription by RNA polymerase II; positive regulation of Rho protein signal transduction.